Molecule: messenger RNA, 456 nt
Organism: Ascoidea rubescens DSM 1968
Lineage: Eukaryota; Fungi; Ascomycota; Saccharomycetes; Ascoideales; Ascoideaceae
Gene: GRX5
Product: monothiol glutaredoxin GRX5
Exons: 1
Source: RefSeq, a predicted model, not a curated record
AUGUUCACCAGAGCCUUUGCCAGACCAGCUUUCGCUGCCCCAGGCCUCCUCCGCUCCUUCAAGCAGAAUGGCCCUCUCAGCGUCGCCAGCUCCGUCGCCAGGUUUCUCUCCACAGAGACCAAAGAGGCCAUCGAAAAGGCCAUCUCCAGUGCUCCUGUGGUGUUGUUCAUGAAGGGCACUCCCAACGCUCCCCAGUGUGGUUUCUCGCGAUCCACCAUCGUCUUGUUGGGUCGUAUGGGCAUUGAUCCCGACAAGUUUGCUGCCUACAACGUCUUGGAAGACCCUGACUUGAGAGAGGGCAUCAAGGAAUACAGCAACUGGCCCACCAUCCCCCAGCUAUACUUGAACAAGGAAUUUGUUGGUGGUUGUGACAUUGUCACUUCAAUGGCCCAGAGUGGCGACUUGCUACAAUUACUAGAGUCUGAAGAUGUUCUCUUACCUGACGAAGAUGCUGAA